GUCGUUCACAUGCCGGAAUCGCCCAGCUCCCCCGUCGGUCUCAUCCGCCGCGACUCCCGCCUCACCGUCGACAACCUCCUCCGCGAGGCCUUUGCCAAGGUUGACGUGGAUGGCAAUGGGGUCGUGAAUGCCAGUGAUAUCCAAGUGGGGUUGGCCAAGGCAGGUGUCCGCCUCUCGACGGAGGACACGCUAGCUCUUAUGGACAAGCUUGACCGCAAGCACGUGGGCAAGGUCACGUUUGACGACUUCCAUGGGAUCCAUGAACGCUUCAUCCAUCACAUCUUUGAAUCGUUCGACACGCACAAAAAGGGGUACCUUGACGACAUCAUGUUGCAAGAAGCCAUGCAAAAGCUCGGGAUCGCCGUGACCGUUGCGGAGGCCACGUCCAUGAUCAAGGAACUCCACCCCAAAGACCCGUCCAAGAUCACCGAGCAAGACUUUAAAUACUUGUACCUGCUCAUGCGGUCCAAGAUGGUGGCCAACCCCAACUUGGAAGCGCUCAUGUGGGACCCUGACGUUCGUGAGUUCUCCAAGCAAUGGUGGAAGGCCAGUGUCGAGAUCGGCGAAGGCGGGCUGCGCGCGCCGCUUCCGAGUGACUCGACACCGCACAAGAAGACUGUCAGUCCCACGGUCAAGUUUUUUGCCGGUGCGUUGAGUGGCGUGAUCGAAGCGAUCGUUCUAACGCCGUUGGACGUGUGCAAAACCCGCUUGCAACUUGACAAGACGGGCAAGUACAAGGGCAUGAUUGACUGCGGCAAGCAACUGGUCAAGGGCGAAGGCGCCAAGGGUCUAUACAAGGGGUUUGUGCCAUGGACAUCGCACGUCGUUCUCAAAAACGGCACGCGUUUUUACUUUAACGCCGUGUACCGCAAGCUCUUGGCUGAUAAGAAUGGCCAAGUGACCGGGACCAAGGAAUUUGUGGCCGGGGCACUAGCCGGAGCGACAGAAGCCGUUCUGAUCGUGACGCCGUUCGAAGUGGUUAAGACUCGUCUCCAGGGCCAAACGAUUAUUCCGGGCGAAGUGCCCAAGUACCGAGGCACGCUCCAGUCGACGUUGGUCAUCAUCAAGAACGAAGGACCGUUCGCGCUGUGGAAGGGGGUCGCACCCACGAUCGGCCGACAGGGGCUGAACCAAGCAUGCAGUUUUUGGUCCAACACAUUCUUGAAGAAGAAUUUGUGGCAAUUGAAGGACGGGGAAACGUUGUCACCGUGGAAGAGUAUGUUGACGGGGAUGCUCGGAGCGAUUCCUGGGCCGUGUAUCAAUUGCCCCAUGGAUGUCGUCAAGACGCGCAUGAUGGCCCAGGAGAACGGCAAGGGCGUGGCUGGCAAGUACACCGGCCUGGUGCAAGCGACGACCCUGAUUGCCCGAGAAGAAGGUAUCAAGGCGCUCUACAAGGGUCUGGUCCCUCGUUUGACCCGUCUGUGCCCGUCGUACGGGAUUCAGUGGCUCGUCAUGGACCAAGUCUGCUCCUUCUUCACGCAAUAAACAUAGAUUAUCUCAUCAAUUUAAACAAUGAGCGACCACAAACUCGGCAAGUCCUUCG
This is a messenger RNA of Aphanomyces invadans, 1543 nucleotides long. RefSeq lists its product as hypothetical. Gene Ontology annotation, molecular function: calcium ion binding. The transcript has a single exon. Gene Ontology annotation, biological process: succinate transport; transmembrane transport; fumarate transport. The coding region runs from base 10 to 1485 and encodes 491 amino acids. NCBI's taxonomy places the organism in Eukaryota, Oomycota, Saprolegniomycetes, Saprolegniales, Verrucalvaceae. The record is from RefSeq and is a predicted model, not a curated record.